AUGGUGAAGGAAGAAUGGAGGGGAUUAGGCAAUGUACAGUUUUUGGAUAAACUGAAGGCACUGUCAAAAUCACUAGGUAGAUGGCACAAGCAGUACUUUGGGAAUAUACCUGAGAAGAUACAAAAGUUUGAGGACAAGAUUAAGAAAGUGGAUGAUCAGGUUAGCAACGGAGUAUAUGAUGGUACUGUAGAAGCAAGAAGGAAGGCGUUGGUAAGAUGUUGUGAGGUAUGGUAUACGAGACAAGAUAUACAUUGGAAGCAAAUGUCUAGAUCUCGACAAGCCAAGGAGAUGGACAUGAAUACUAGAUACUUCCACAAUAUUGCACCAGCAAGAAGAAGAAACAACCGAAUUGAGUCUCUAGUGAUCAAUGGAAUGCUGGUAAGGAAUCAUGCGAGAAUUAAGGUUUCCAUUAGAGACUUCUACAGGAACCUAUACCACCAGGAAGAGUAG
Messenger RNA from Arachis ipaensis, 450 nucleotides. The record is from RefSeq and is a predicted model, not a curated record. Lineage: Eukaryota; Viridiplantae; Streptophyta; Magnoliopsida; Fabales; Fabaceae.